AUGUCUCGAUGGGCUUUCCUUCCGAACAUUCCGUAUCCGCCCUCCAGGUCGGGAUACUGGAGCCCGGUCACCUCCACCUUGAACUGGUGUGAAGAGGACUACUAUGCCACGAUUUACUCCGCCGAGAUCGUCAACACCCUGACAAACCUGCUGUUCAUGUGGCUUGGGAUCAAGGGUAUUCGCAGCUGUCGCCGCAAUGGACAUGACCGAAUCUUCGAAGUCGCAUACUACGGCUACCUUGUGGUCGGAACAGGCAGCUUCCUCUUCCAUGCCACUCUGAAAUAUCCCAUGCAACUGGUGGAUGAGCUGUCCAUGAUCUACACCACAUGUCUGAUGUGCUAUGCCUCGUUUUCCUACUCCCGACCCGCGCCCUUUCGCCUCUUCCUGGCCUUCUUUCUGGCCGGCCUGGCCAUUUUCAUCACCCUCUACUACCACUACCUGCAAGACCCCGUCUUCCACCAGAACGCCUACGCUCUUCUCACCACGGUGGUCGUCCUUCGCAGCAUGUACACCAUGGAGGUGACGCUGCGCCCGAAGUGGCGCCACUCCACCGAGGCGGACCGGCUCGCGCGCGCCCGACAGGGUCUGCCCGUCCCCAGCAAGGAGCACCAGCACUACGAGAAUGUCCGGGAUAUGAAGACCCUCAAGACCAUGUGGUUCAUGGUGAUUUACGGUCUCACCAUGUUCUUGGGCGGAUUCGGCAUCUGGGGCCUGGACAAUGUCUUCUGUUACAAGAUCCGCGGAUGGCGCCGGGAAGUGGGUCUGCCUUGGGGGAUCCUUCUUGAGGGCCAUGGAUGGUGGCACUUGAUGACGGGAUUUGGCGCUUACCUGUAUAUCAUCUGGGGGAUUUGGCUCCGUCAUUGUCUGAAUGGUCGCCAGGAGGAGUACCAUCUGUGGUGGCCGCACGUUUGGAAUUUCCCCGAGGUCCUUCGCACGGGCAAGAAGUGUGCCGGUGAGAAUGGCGCGGUUAAGAAGUCCAACUAG
Molecule: messenger RNA, 984 nt
Organism: Aspergillus saccharolyticus JOP 1030-1
Lineage: Eukaryota; Fungi; Ascomycota; Eurotiomycetes; Eurotiales; Aspergillaceae
Product: ceramidase
Exons: 4
Coding region: 1-984 (327 amino acids)
Biological process (GO): ceramide catabolic process; ceramide biosynthetic process
Cellular component (GO): endoplasmic reticulum membrane
Source: RefSeq, a predicted model, not a curated record